AUGGCGAACAAUAUUUUGAGUAUAAAGAACUCAAUCGUUGAUGAAAAUGAUGUAAUAAGUCAACAGUUUCAUACGUACACUCCUUACACAACUUCCUUCAAUAACAACGAUGAAGUGAGAAUUACAAUACAAUCGCAGGAUUUAAUCACUCUGCCAUCUCAGAGCUACAUAUAUAUGGAGUUUUCAUGCGCAAGAACUGACAAUGAAUUGUUUGCUAACAAUCAAGCUGUAUUUUCAUACAAUUUUACUUCACACAUGUUUAGCGAAAUGCGAUAUGAAUUGAAUGGUAUUGAAAUUGAUCGUAACAAAUUGCCCGGCAUCACAUCUAUAAUGAAAUGCGUGGUCGCAUGUAAAUCAGAGGAUCAUUAUUUAUAUGAAUUGUUUAAUGAUAAAGGAGAUAAGUCGAUUACCACUGGAACAUAUCGCAUGAUGAUUCCACUUCGUUUCAUAUUCGGAUUCUGCGAUGAUUUCCGAAAAGUUAUAUUGAACUGCAAACAUGAAUUAAUUUUGGUACGAAAUAGAUCAAAUAUAUGUGUAUAUCAAUCAAAUGCUGACAUAUUGACAUUGACAAUCAAUAAAAUUCAAUGGAAAGUGCCACAUGUAUCGCUUAGCGAUCAAGCAAAAUUAUCUAUGCUUAAAACGAUAUCACGAAACGAAAACCUCUAUAUUCCGUACCGUUCGUGGGAUUUAUAUGAGUUACCAGCUUUGCCAACAACAAAUCGCCACACCUGGAGCGUGAAAACAACGAGUCAAGUUAGAAAACCUCGUUAUGUCAUUGUGGCAUUUCAAACAAAUCGCAGCACCAUUGUGAAUGAUUCGUCAGCUUUUGAUACCUGCAACAUAUCGAAUGUAAAAUUAUAUUUGAAUAAUGAACGCUAUCCAUACGACGACCUAAAUUUACAAUUCACUGCAGAUCAUUUCUCUGAAUUAUUUCACAUGGUGAAAACUAUACAAUGUACAUAUUACAAUGAAGUUUCAUUCUACAAUCCAACCGAAUAUAAUCUGGAUAACUUUACGAAAAAACCAAUGUUUGCUUUCGAUUGCACGAAAUCAGAUGAGAGUGUGAAAACUGGAAUGGUUGACGUUCGCUUGGAAUUAGAGGCCAGAGAAAAUUUCCCAGCUUUAACUACAGCAUAUUGCCUGAUCAUUCAUGACAAUUUAGUCCGAUACUCACCUUUCAGCAGUAUAGUUCAUCGUGAAAUCUAA
Contarinia nasturtii (swede midge) is the source of this 1206-nucleotide messenger RNA. RefSeq lists its product as uncharacterized. The transcript has a single exon. The record is from RefSeq and is a predicted model, not a curated record. Lineage: Eukaryota; Metazoa; Arthropoda; Insecta; Diptera; Cecidomyiidae. Bases 1 to 1206 code for a protein of 401 amino acids.